AUGGCGUCAGCAUUACGGAAGCAGUCUCUACUAGCACAAGCUCUCGGACGGGGAUUAGUUGAGCUGGUGGGCAUCAACGAAGUCAAAUUCUUACUCUUCGAUCGACCUGCGGAAGGACGCCGGGUCAGUCUAGGUGUCAAGGGCUUGAGUGCUUGCUCCGUGGUUAUUCUCGCGUCUGAUCAUGGAGCGAUCAUGGCCCACAUAGGUCCCAAUGAGCUCGGCUCGCGCGACCCGCGAUCCUAUCUACGUCUAGCAAAUGAGAAAAUGGACGAGCUUGAGAGCAUCUUCCGCGAGAACCAGCGAUACUUUGGUGCUGGCAGCCAUGCAUAUCUCAUCUUCGCCACUUUCCAGGACAAACCUGUAUCGCCAGAGCAGGGUGAUAUUUUUAGGGCUCGUAUCCAGUCUUUGGACGUGCCUCUUAUUAGCGACCGCCCGUACGAGCGGUCGACAUCUGCGCUCAUCGAUGAUGAUAGACCCGAGGGCACCGUAUGGAUAGUGAAAAGGCAAGACACUCGCCCAACCGUCUACCUUGAGGAUAGAUUGGUCUCACCGUCGGUAAAGCCUACGGCUGGUCAGUCACAGACAGACCGAUCCAUCACGAAGCGGCUCAUCACGAAGCAAUGCAUCACAAACCAGCGCAUCACAAACCAGUACAUCUCAAAGUACGCGGCAAAAUGGGGAAUCAAAAUGGAUGCGUCGACAGGGGCUAGCAGGCUAUAUGCUAGUCAGUAA
This is a messenger RNA of Recurvomyces mirabilis, 732 nucleotides long. RefSeq lists its product as uncharacterized. Bases 1 to 732 code for a protein of 243 amino acids. The transcript has 2 exons. NCBI's taxonomy places the organism in Eukaryota, Fungi, Ascomycota, Dothideomycetes, Mycosphaerellales, Teratosphaeriaceae. The record is from RefSeq and is a predicted model, not a curated record.